UUACCAGGCUGCAGCUAACAAGAAGCGGCAAGGUUAACAUCGGAGGUAUAUGAGACCUGGGCAGUCAGCCUGUGGUGCCAGUUGAGCCCAAGAAAGUUGGUGCAGCCACACAAGUACCCAGCAGGGUGAAGUCUCCUUGAAAGGAGAAUCAACUGCGUGGGAUCAGAGGGACAGGACUCUACAAUCGAGGUGACAGAGGCACUUUCCACUAUUGUCCAAUUGCAACAGCGUGUUGGAGCAUCCUCAGGAAAUCGGGGUGGAGUACAGCCGGCCACACAAGCCAUAAAUUCUUUCUAGUUCUAAGCUGAAGACUCUUUUGUAAGACUGCUGCUUUGGUUAGGACCUGAUUCUGUUUAGUGUCACAGACAGACAGGCAGACACAUAGACAGCCACCUACCUCAGUUUCUGAUAGUGACUUCUCAGCCCACAAAUCUAAAUCACAAUGGAUGCUGAAUAUGUCUUAUGUAAUUGGAGAGGCCAGAUGUGGCCAGCGAAAGUGUUAUCUAGGUCUAAAAUUUCAUCAGCUGAGGGAGAAAGUGCAUUGUACCUAGAAGUUCAAAUACUCUCACUAGAUGAAAGAGUAAAGGUAGAGAGCACAGGAACAAAGAUCCUAAAUAAAUCAGAAAUUGAAGCCAUUAUUUCCUCCAUAGCAGUACCAUCAGAGGUCAGUGCUCUACCUAGAGAGGAAAUGCCUUAUGGAAGAGCACUAAAAGAGGCUCUGGAUAUCCUGAAUAAGAGAAAAAAUUUGAAUCAAGCAAGCAUUACAGAUGAAGAGACUGCUGCACACUCUGAAAAUGUACGCCAUGAUCGGUCUUACUUACCACCUCGUAAAAGGUAUAGGAAGCAGGAAGAAAAUGUAUCAAAAUGUCUUAAAGGGAAUGAAGACCAAAAGUCCCUGUUACUCUCUGCAGUGAGCGACAAAUCUCUGCCUCAUGGCAAAGCAGAGGUACAGCCAAGUGUUCAUGCUAUACAAAAUGAAGUAGAAAUAAAGUCACCACAAAAUUACAGGCAUUGCCAGACUUUCUCUUUGCUUUCAGAAGAUGAUGGUAAAAAUGAGAACAGGAAACUAAUCUCAAAACUGAUGGCUAAAAAUUGUACAUUGGAAGAGGAGAGUGAGUACGUUAAAUAUGAAAAGUGUGUUGCAUCUUUGUCAGCAGAUAUCCUCAGUGCAUCCAACCCUUCAGAAGUGGAAACACAAGACACGAGCCCAAAUACUCUGCCUGUUUCCUCCGAAGGCUCUACCUUCUCUGAGACUAUUGAAGACCCUGAAGAAGGUCCCUCAAAUCCAAAUCUAUGCUUAGAUGCCAGCCAGAAUCCACCUUGUGUGGAGUCAGAGGUGGAUACUGCCACAUCCCCUCCAGCUUGCUCAGGGGAAUGUGAGGCUUCAUGUAGCGCCCCUAACCCUGUUGUACAUUAUUCAUUUCUUGUAAAUAAUGAAAGAAGUCUUCAGAGACAGGAGAUUGGGGAAUUUGAGGAAGACGCUCAAGCUUCUGAUAAGGCACUGCCUCUAAAUCGUGCUAGUGCUUGUGCAUUAGAUGACAGAGAAGAAGAUGAAGAACUUCCUCGCUUUCUUUUACAUUAUGAGCCACGGGCAUUUGAAACAGGAAUGGUAGUCUGGUUUAAAUACAAAAAGUACCCCUUUUGGCCAGCAGUGAUAAAAAGCAUCAGGCAGAAAGAGAGAAAAGCAAGUGUGGUUUUCAUUGAGGCCAGCAUGAGUCCAGAAAAGAAAGGUGUUAGAGUCCUUUUCCGAAGAUUAAAGAAAUUUGAUUGUGAAGAAAAGAAAGACCUAGUGGAUAAAGCCAGGGAGCAGUACAGCGAAAGUAUUGACUGGUGCAUCUCACUGAUUUGUGACUAUAGGGUUCGAAUAGGUUGUGGAUCUUUUUCAGGUUCUUUUCUUGAGUAUUAUGCUGCAGACAUUAGUUAUCCAGUGAGGAAAGUAAUCCAACACGAUACUCUAAGGUAUAGAUUUCCAAAGCUGCCUAGUGAAGAUACUGUGGAACAAAUGGUUGUGACUUCCCAGUCCAAGAAAAUGUCCUUCCAGAAAAUUCUCCCUGACCGCAUGAAGGCUGCUCGAGACCGAGCCAACAGAAAUCUGGUGGACUUCAUUGUGAAUGCAAAGGGCACAGAGAGUCAUCUUCUGGCCAUUCUAAAAGGCACAAAAGAAUCCAGAUGGCUGAAGUCAUUUUUACAUCCAAACAGGUGCACACCCUGUAUUGAAACAUACUUUGAAGAUGAAGAUCAAAUAGAUGAGGUGGUGAACUAUUUGCAGGAAAUCUACAAGCAAAUCGACCAAAAGAUGUUAACACUGAUAAAAGAUGACAAAAUUAAUUUUAUCCUGGAAGUUCUUCUGCCCGAAGCAAUUAUUUGUUCCAUUUCUGCUGUUGAUGGAUUAGAUUAUGAGGCAGCUGAAGCAAAGUAUCUGAAAGGACCAUCUCUAGGCUACAGGGAAAGGGAGUUAUUUGAUUCAAAAAUCAUAUUUGAAAAGAGACGGAAACCAGUAACUAAUGAAGCGCAUUAGGCAUCUCAAGUUGAAACCUGUUGUGUUUUCACAGAUGAAAGCUUUCGUAGAUACUAGUUUUAAAGAAUCUGUAGCAGUUCUUUCUACCAUAUUAAUAUUCCUGACAGUGGGAGCCUUUGGCUAAUGCUUCCACCUGCUUUUAAUAUUGUCUACGACCUGCAGAUGGCACUAUAUUUUUAUUUUCUUGUGCUUCUUCAGACACAAUUUUGUUACAAUGU
Octodon degus (degu) is the source of this 2736-nucleotide messenger RNA. Its product is annotated as PWWP domain-containing protein MUM1L1-like. The transcript is spliced from 3 exons. The record is from RefSeq and is a predicted model, not a curated record. The coding region runs from base 443 to 2518 and encodes 691 amino acids. Lineage: Eukaryota; Metazoa; Chordata; Mammalia; Rodentia; Octodontidae.